GGUAUCACAGAGACAGAUACUUCCACUGGGAGGACAGAUGGGUUACUUCUUGUACUUCUCCACUGAGACAUGGACUUUGCUGGUUGCCUUUGUCACACUCCUCCUUGUGUAUGCCUACUGGCCUUAUGGAACUUUCAAGAAAUUAGGUGUUUCUGGUCCUAAACCUGUCCCAUUUUUUGGGACAAUGCUGCAUUAUCGAAGGGGGUUCUUCAAUUUUGAUCAAGAGUGCUAUCGGAAAUACGGGAAAAUAUGGGGUAUUUACGAUGGCCGCCAGCCCGUGUUGUGUGUCGCAGAUCCUGAAAUCAUAAAGGCCAUUCUGGUUAAGGAAUGCUACUCUUUCUUCACCAACCGCAGAAAUUUUCAUCUGAAUGGGGCCCUGUAUGAUUCCCUGUUCAAUGCUGAAGAUGACCAAUGGAAAAGGAUCCGCAGUGUCCUAUCUCCUUCCUUCACCUCUGGAAAACUGAAAGAGAUGUUUGAAAUCAUGAAGAGUCAUUCUGCUAACCUGAUCCGCAGCAUGAAGAAAAAGGCAGACAAGGGAGAAGCAUUAGAACUGAAGGAAUUCUUUGGAUCAUAUAGCAUGGACGUCGUAACCAGUACAGCCUUCAGUGUAGACAUUGAUUCACUGAACAACCCUUCAGACCCAUUUGUGACAAACAUCAAGAAGAUGCUGAAGUUUUGACUUUUUAAACCCCCUCUUCCUCGCUGUGCUUUCUUCCCCUUCCUCGGUCCCAUACUUGAAAAGUUAGAACUUUCUUUUUUCCCCAAAUCUGUGACCGACUUCUUUUAUACUUCUCUGGAGAAGAUUAAAUCCAACCGUGAGGCCAACCAGCAGAAGAGUCGAGUAGAUUUUCUCCAACUAAUGAUUGAUUCCCAAAAGAACAAUGAGUUGCAAAAGGACAAAAGAUUAAGUGACCAUGAGAUCCUUUCCCAAUCCAUGAUUUUCAUUUUUGCUGGUUAUGAAACAAGCAGCAGUUCUCUCUCUUUCUUGGCUUACAAUCUGGCUACCAACCCAGAGGUCAUGAGAAAGCUCCAAGAGGAGAUUGAUUCCACCUUCCCCAUCAAGGCUCCUGUUCAGUAUCAGCCUCUGAUGGAGAUGGACUACUUGGACAGCGUCAUCAAUGAGUCUCUCCGGUUGUUCCCCAUUGCCGCACGUUUGGAGCGUGUGGCCAAAGCAUCUGUGGAGAUAAAUGGCCUUGUGAUUCCAAAAGACAUGGUUGUCCUGGUGCCCACAUGGCCUCUUCACCGGGACCCUGAGAUAUGGCCAGAACCAGAGAAAUUCAAACCUGAGAGAUUCAGCAAGAAAAACAAGGAGGACAUCGAUCCAUACACAUACAUGCCUUUUGGGUUAGGGCCAAGGAACUGUAUUGGGAUGAGGUUUGCUCUCGUGAUGAUGAAACUGGCAGUGGUGGAGAUCCUGCAGCAGUACAGCUUCUCUGUGUGUAAAGAGACUGAGAUCCCAUUUGAGAUGGAUGUCCAGGGUUUGCUAGCACCCAAAAGACCCAUCCAUCUGAAGCUGAUCCCUCGCUCCUAAUCUUCCAGCUGAAGAAAUAUUUUUAAUUCAAAUUGUUAAGUUUAUUUUCUAAAGUUUAUAUUCUUUUCCCAUGAAUAAAUUUGUUGCAUAAUAACAAUACAUCUUAUAUAAUACUUCUUGGAGUACGCAAAGAAGAUUAAAUUUAUGAGCUUUAGUGUCUGUUCCUGUUUUCCUAUCUGUAAUGAUGUAUAUUUUUGAGUGGAGUCAAAUGUUCCAGGCAUGAAAAAUUGAGUUGAUUUUUAGUGUUUUUUCAGUGAAGCCUAUGGUGUUGUAAGUCCCCCUAUUCUUUAUAUGGUGAACUGAGAGAUGAAAUGCCUCAGAUGUUGCAAUUGGCAAACCGACUUGCAGGAAUGUCAAUCAGACCUUUUGGUUGUGAAUUUAAUAUUCAUUCCUCUACCACAAGUUCACAUAUUCAACUCCAAAGGCAUUUCGGAGAAUUUGGUAGUACAUCCAACAGGCCACACAGUUGCAGACCACAUGUAUCCACACCAGCCCAGGACAUCCACAUCCAACAUGUUCACCUCCAAGAUUGUCUGACAUCAAGAACCUGGACAGCUGCAAUAACUGCCAGGAACUGUAAGCUCUCAAAUUGACCAUAGUUUGUUUCUGUAACUGACUUGAGUGGGAAAAUGCUCAUAUUUGAUAGUGUUCAAGGGUAAAUCCCAGUUCUCCUUGGUCAGGGCAGAUGGCAGACAACAUGCCUGGUGUUGUGUUGGUCAAUGGUUUGCUGAUGUAAACCUUGUGAACAUCAGCAAACUGUUUCUGCACAUUCAAGUUGAAAGAGAAAGGGACUAGCUCCAAACUGUUCCCUCAAAGUUUCAAGAAUGAAAUUGUCUAAAAUGUUUUGGUAUGUUUAUAUAGCUCUUUUUUCAAAAUGCCAAGAAGACUAAAUGAAUGCUCUUUAAUGUUUGUCCCUGUUUCUCUAUAUGUCACAAUGUGUAUUGUUGAGUGAACCCAAAAGCACCAGGCCUGGGACUUUGUGUUGAUAACAAGACAAACCAGUAAAUCGUGACUGACAACAAAGUACUUAAAUACUGAGAGGUUUAAUACUGGAACAAAGGUACUGGGCUGUAUUCUUACGGGUUGCUGGUGUAUGUGAAAUGAGCAUGAGGCAGUCUGAGGAAAAGGAGAGAGACAUGGCACAGGGGGAAACAUAUUAUAUGCAGGUGACUAAAUAAACAAAAGAGACAAAGAAUAACCAGAAAAACGACAUAAACUCAACUCAGUAAGGAAGAACUGAAGUGGAAAUGGAAAAGAUGCAGAAGUAAAAAAAAAACUGAGGAUCAAAAAUUUGAGAAAACCCAAACCAAACUCAAACAACUCCAGAUCCUAACACUAUAUCCUGUGUCAAUGGAUAAAUGACACAAGCAGUGUUUAUAGACACAUGCCAUUUUACUCAUUUGACUUAAUUAUUGUUUAAUAAAGAUAUUGUAGUAUA
Poeciliopsis prolifica (blackstripe livebearer) is the source of this 2969-nucleotide messenger RNA. RefSeq names its product cytochrome P450 3A56-like. Lineage: Eukaryota; Metazoa; Chordata; Actinopteri; Cyprinodontiformes; Poeciliidae. The record is from RefSeq and is a predicted model, not a curated record. Gene Ontology annotation, molecular function: heme binding; oxidoreductase activity, acting on paired donors, with incorporation or reduction of molecular oxygen, reduced flavin or flavoprotein as one donor, and incorporation of one atom of oxygen; iron ion binding. The transcript is spliced from 13 exons.